AAAUGGUCCGACAGGUAGCUCUGUUACCAGCUGGUUGCCAACCAUGGAACUAUGAUGUGGUUUCUGUCAGUGGCAGCAGGUUCGCCUAUGCCGCCAGUCUUGCAAUUUAUAUCUAUGAGCUUGACCAUAAGUACAGUGAGUACCGCCUGCUAUCUAUUAUGUCUGAGCAUAAAGGUACAGUAACCUGUAUAUGCUGGUGCCCUGAGAAACCAGACUAUCUGGCAAGUUCUAGCCUUGAUGGCACUGUCAUCAUCUGGGAUGUUACCAAACAGGAAGUUGUGGCUAGACACAACCACAAGGAAGCAGUCUGUAACAUUGGAUGGACCUUAGACCAACAGCAGUGCCUCACAAUAACUGGAAAAAAUGGUCCCAUCUGGCUUUGGUGUUUCCAGAACAGCCAAAAUCUGUCCAUUGUGAAGGAGACACAGUCUUUUGCAUCGCCAGUUACCUUGUUUCGGUGGCAUCAUGCAAAAACAUCACAGGUUGCUGUUGGUCAUGAGAAUGGUUCCGUAUCCUUCGUGCAGAUGGGUGAAAAAGUACAGAAACAUGUAUUUAAACCAGACCCAGCGACAGACAAUGACAAUCUAUCAGACCCGGUUGUUGUGCUGGAGUGGGACCCCUUGUCUACAGAUUACCUUCUCAUAUGCAACCGGCUAGAAGGCAUUCAAUUGGUCGAUGUUCCAAACUUAAAGACCAUCAUGCUCUUCCAACUUCCUAGUGCCGCAUCAAAUGUUCAGACACUCACUUGGGUGAAAAGUGCUGCUGGCAUGUUUGUAACGGGAGAUUCUAAAGGUGGAAUUCUUCGGAUCUGGAAUGUGUCAAAUCCUUUGCCAAUUGAGAACAUGAAAAUUAAAGGCACAGGUUUCCAUCGACUAGAAGUCCUCAACCAGCCCAUUGAAAGCGUGGACAGUAGUUUGAACACAGCCAUGGCAAGUGAAAGCAAGGAUAAAAGUCUUAAGCAUAUUUCCUCAACAAGCAAAGCAGAGUCAAUGGCAUUUAUCACACAGUCACAUGUCGCACUUCCUCACAUUCAAGUUGUGUGUGCUUUCAAAGAUGGAGGAAUUGGGCUGUAUCAUAUAAGCAGGAGAAAGUGGAUAUUUCUGAGAAAUGAGGGUCACAUAGAAACAAUCUUUGAUUGUAAGUUCAGCCCUGAAAAUCCAGACUAUCUGGCAACUUCUAGCUUUGAUGGCACUGUGAAAAUCUGGGACAUAACCACAAUGACUUGCUUGACAUCAUCACCGGGCAAUGAAGGAGUUAUCUAUCACAUAUCCUGGGCCCCAGCCGACCUCAACUGUAUUGCUGCCUGUACCGCCAAACAAGGGGCAUUUAUUUGGGAUGUCGGCAAAGGAAAGAUAAUCAACAGAUUUAAUCAUCAUUCCUUGAAGGACAGUGUUUACUGUGUGGCCUGGAACCACAUUGAUCCUAAACUAAUCAUGACCUGUGGAGGAGACGGCCUUUGCAUAAUUCAGCAAGUUGACGGCAGAAUUGUAAAAAAGUACAAACAUCCAUCCCCUGUAUUCGGCUGUGACUGGAGUCCUUUUAAUAAAGACAUGUUAGCCACUGGUUGUGAAGAUAAGAUUCUACGAAUAUUUUAUCUUGUGUCCAGCUCGGACCAGCCCAUCCGAGUACUUGCAGGGCAUGAAGCUAAAGUGUUUCAUAUCAGGUGGAAUCCUCUCAAGGAAGGAAUUCUAUGUAGUGGCUCUGAUGAUGGAAAUAUAAGAGUGUGGGACUAUACAAAAGACCAGUGCGUGUGUGUGUUAUCUGGCCACAAAAAUCGUGUGCGAGGGCUGAAUUGGAACUCGGAGAUUGCCAAUUUUCUAGCAUCAGGCAGUUGGGAUUUCACGAUCAGAAUCUGGGACACUCAGGAUGGAGCCUGUUUAUGCUGUCUGCUGGACCAUGGUGCCGAUGUUUAUGGCUUGACAUCUCAUCCAUCUCGCCCAUUCUUGCUGGCAUCAUCGUCUCGGGACACUACUGUUCGUCUGUGGUCAGUAUCUUCAUUAGCGCAGAGCAUAGAACUGAGUUUGUUAGCAGGCAAGCCAUGCCAGGAAAUUAUUGGAGAACCAGCAGUUUGUGGACUGUCGUCGCCAGUCCUGGCAGGACAUAGGUCAAGGACUCUUUUUCGAGACCUCACUUCAAAGACUGGUGACCAAACUGCCAUGUGGGGCAGAAUCUCCAAGUUUUUUGCGCAUGCCAGUGGAGUCACCAACCUAUGGGAUCUUGUCUACAUCAUUCAGGGAAAGGACACCCUGCUGUCCACAUCAUAUGCCAAGGGCAUAGUGCACAGAAAGCAUGUCACCAUAUUUAAAGGGUCUGAAGCACAGCAGCUGGAGAUGAUCAAAAUGUCCAAGUUUGGUGCUGGAGUUGGAGCGCCGAGCCGAGAAGAUCGCCUCACCGAAGCAGCAAACAUACACAUCAAAUUGGGCAAUGUCCAGCGUUAUUGUGAACUCAUGGUUGAAUUAGGGAAGUGGGAGAGAGCACUUGCACUGGCGCCCUCAGUGUCUUUGAAAUAUUGGCAGCAGCUGAAUCAGAGGUAUUGUGCCGCAUUAUCAGCUGAGGACAAUGACAUGCUGGUGCCUGCAUGCAUCGCCGGUGGUGAUGUCGAUCGUCUUGUGUCAUUCUUCACCUCCAGAGGCCAGCUGGCUGACGCCAUGCUAGUUGCUCAAAGUGCUUUUGAAGGAUCCAUUCCCCAUACUGACUUUGAAGACCAACAGACAAGCACUUCUAGGGGUCAGGGUGACGAUAAAGAACAUUUCAACAGACUAACAGUAGAAGUUUUAGAAAAGCUGUCAGAUUUCUACUUUGCAAAUGGAUCUCCUACACUGGCUGCUUGCUGUCAUCUUGCAUCUGAUGAGCAGAAAAGAGCAAUGUCCAAGUUAAUCAGGGGACAUGAACUGGAACUAGCAGUCUAUAUAGGUCGUGUGUUGGGUGGAGCUCCUCAAGAAACUGAUAUUGCUCUAGAGCUUCUGUCCAGGCGAUGUGAAGCUUUAGGAAAAUGGGAACUGGGCCUUGAUCUCCUACAGUUGCAAACAAGGUCUUCUCUACAACAGGCCAAGUUAUGUGCCAGGUGUUCAUCUAGCAUGGCGGAAAUUAAUGCCUUACACUACAAGGCUGGCCUGCCCUCUAUGGAAGAGUGUGAAACUAAGGGGAAAGCACUUCAGAGCUCUCCUGCAGAUGUGGUGAACUGUGUCAUGUUUUAUCUACUUUCUCCGGCUUGUGAAAAAGGUUUACAGAUUGGAUUGCAGCAUAUCAGAGAUAAAAUGAAGCUUCCUGAUUGGUCCGUAGAUGAUGUGUUUCCUUUGCUGCAACUGCUCGGGUGUAUCAAGACGGAAAAACUGCAGCAUGCCAGGUGCUCAUCAAUGAUUUUUGAGCUUCUGGCCUUGUCUGCUUACAUUGGAGCCCUUGUAGCAAUGAAGAGGCAAUAUUACCAAAUUGUGGGCCCAUUACUGGCACAUGCCAAGGUCAUGAUGCAAAAGGGGAAUGUGAAGUUGAGUGUUUCACAGGAUCAGAUUGAUGAAACAUGCAUGGUAUUCAAAGCUGCAAUAGACAACAGAUUGACACCGGAAUUGGAGCCAUUAUAUAAAACAUUAAUGCAGCAUUUUGGUAGUCUCCAGGACUGGGCUUUAGAACUGGGGCCAGACUGUGCAGGAAGCUCCAAUCUUCCAUCUCAUUCUGAUAUCCAGGUAUCUGUACUUUCAGGGGACAGAAUCAAGGGGCAAGCUUUCUUUCUUGAAGAUGGACAGUCAGCAAUUUCAUUGAAUGAAGCUUUGAUGUGGGCCAAGGUCAACCCGUUUUCACCACUAGGGUCUGGUGUUAGAAUUAACCCUUUUUGA
Molecule: messenger RNA, 3830 nt
Organism: Candidula unifasciata
Lineage: Eukaryota; Metazoa; Mollusca; Gastropoda; Stylommatophora; Geomitridae
Source: the annotation of a GenBank genome assembly